Molecule: messenger RNA, 5908 nt
Organism: Pygocentrus nattereri (red-bellied piranha)
Lineage: Eukaryota; Metazoa; Chordata; Actinopteri; Characiformes; Serrasalmidae
Gene: cacnb4a
Product: calcium channel, voltage-dependent, beta 4a subunit
Exons: 14
Coding region: 230-1789 (519 amino acids)
Biological process (GO): regulation of voltage-gated calcium channel activity; neuromuscular junction development; calcium ion transmembrane transport
Cellular component (GO): voltage-gated calcium channel complex
Molecular function (GO): high voltage-gated calcium channel activity; protein binding
Source: RefSeq, a predicted model, not a curated record
UCUGAGGCUGAGGGGAAGCAGCAGCAGCAGCAGCAGCAGCCCAGUAGUGGUGGUCUUCGGCGGUGUUCUGUGGGGUGUUAGUGUUUAACGCAGAGCAGCGGACCUUCUCUCAGUAACACAGGUUCCCCUGGUUAAAGCGAAGCUGGAGCAGACAGUGCACUACCCGCCUCAGUGCCAGUGGACUGGUACGGAGAGACAACCGCCUCCCUGGACCGACGAACUGGCCGAAAUGUCCCGGCAUAUCUACACCCGACACGGGAUAGGAGACGGUGUUCAGAAGCCCAUUUUUCAGGUGAACAGAGGAACCUAUUCUCGCCGCAGUCGACUCAAGAGGUCAGAUGGUAGCACCACCUCCACCAGCUUCAUCCUCCGCCAGGGUUCAGCUGAUUCCUACACUAGCAGGCCGUCUGACUCAGAUGUGUCUCUGGAGGAGGAGCAGGUCGGCCGUCAGGAGCGAGAGCAGCAGGCCACGGUGCAACUCGAGAGGGCAAAGGCCAAAGCAGUGGCCUUCGCAGUGAAAACAAACGUCAGUUACUGUGGGGCUCUGGAUGAGGACGUUCCUGUGGCUGGAACUGCCAUUUCUUUUGAUGCUAAAGACUUUCUGCACAUCAAAGAGAAGUACAACAAUGACUGGUGGAUAGGGCGACUGGUGAAAGAGGGCUGUGAUAUUGGUUUUAUUCCCAGCCCUUUAAAACUGGAGAACAUCCGUCUCCAGCAGGAGCAGAAGAGAGGACGCUUCCAUGGGAAGUCCAGUGGGAACUCCUCCUCCAGUCUGGGAGAGAUGGUGUCCGGCACCUUCAAACCUAACCCUCCCUCUGCUGCAAAACAGAAGCAGAAAGUGGCUGAGCACAUUCCUCCUUAUGAUGUUGUCCCCUCCAUGAGGCCAGUGGUUCUGGUUGGACCUUCUCUAAAGGGAUAUGAGGUGACAGAUAUGAUGCAGAAAGCUCUCUUUGACUUCCUGAAGCACAGAUUUGAUGGCAGGAUAUCUAUUACAAGAGUGACUGCAGACAUCUCUUUAGCAAAGAGAUCUGUGCUAAACAACCCUAGCAAGAGAGCCAUCAUUGAAAGAUCCAACACCAGGUCAAAUCUGGCUGAAGUUCAGAGUGAGAUUGAGAGGAUCUUCGAACUGGCCAGGUCUCUUCAGCUGGUUGUGCUGGACGCUGACACAAUCAACCAUCCAGCCCAGCUCAUUAAGACCUCACUAGCACCUAUUAUCGUCCAUGUGAAAGUGUCCUCUCCCAAGGUCUUACAGCGACUGAUCAAAUCGCGUGGGAAGUCACAGAGCAAGCACCUGAAUGUACAGUUGGUGGCUGCAGAUAAAUUGGCUCAGUGUCCUCCAGAAAUGUUUGACAUCAUUUUGGAUGAGAACCAGCUGGAGGAUGCCUGUGAACACUUGGCAGAGUACCUGGAGGCCUACUGGCGAGCAACACACACCUCUCUGAGCACUCCACUCAACCCUCUACUGGGACGCAACCUGGGGUCCACUGUCCUCUCUCCAUACCCCACAGCAAUCUCUGCUCUGCAGGGCCAAAGAAAUAGAAACAGCAAUCAUGUCAAUGACCAUUCCCCAAUCGAAAGGCGCAGUCUGAUGACCUCAGACGAAAACUACCACAACAACGAGCGGCAGCGGAAGAGUCGCAACCGUCUGUCGUCCACAUCCCAGCAGAGCCGAGACCACUACCCACUGGUGGAGGAGGACUACCACGACCCCUACCAGGACACGUACAAACCCCACCGCAACCGGAGCUCUCCGGGGGGAUACAGCAACGACUCUCGCCACAGGCUCUGAGUCCAGCCUCCACACCUCUACAGCCACAGUUCCAGUGUCUUGUGUUGAGUCCUUUUUCUGAAGUAUAGUACCUUGUAUUCUCUCUGACACUGGUUCCCUCCAAUGGGCUGUCUAACCUUCUGCAUAGAUCUGGCCACUUUUGCCUUUCAUUAUGAGGCUGUUGUCUGCAAAGUGUUUGCAAAAGAAUUUGGAGGUCCUCUAGUUAGGAAAUACCCUACUGAGAGAGGGAAAUUAUGGUACUGAAACUGGACAGGUGAUUAUUAGUUGACUGUCUAGUAAAUAAUUCCACAGGGUCCAUGUCCAGGUCAUAUGGUCUUCUAGCUCUUCAUAAGUCCUGUCCUCUACGUUUGAAGGGCCUGCUGUCAAGGCAUGCUUGUUUGAGCCCUGUACCAGUGCCAGCAUGCAGAAAUGCCACAGCGCCAGGAGUCUCCAAUAAACCCAGAGCCUUUUUGCACGUUUUCAGCAGACAGUGGAAACAGAGUUUACAAUCCAGGGUGGUAAAACAAUGACGUUAGACUUGAUUUGGAGGUACUCAGGUACAGAACAGAUCACAUGUGCCAAAAUGUUGUGUUUUUUGACCUCAAAUUCACCCUGCUUUCCAAAGGCCUGUCCACUUUUCAGAGUAGCAUUGUUCAAUUUCUGAUGAACUCUCAACAAGUUGCAUUCUCUGCUAGGACAAAGUACUCCCUAUCAAUGUAGAAUGCUCAUUCUGUUUUUCCGCAAGUUGUGUCCCAUAUUUCUAGUGCAUAAUUCUGAAUAUUGUAUGGUUGUUUUGAUUUUUCUGAUAUUUGGCAACAAAACAACCUGUUCAUUCAGUAAUAAAUGCUACUCUUGUGAACAGGACCAGGCCGACCUUAUCCAGAGUGUCCUGCAGACCCCAUUCAGGUUCACAGAUGCUUAUUUUCUGAUCAAACCUAUUUGUACAGCAGAGUAUGAGAAAUGAAAAAGCAGAAAUCAAACUCUAUGAACUCAGCGGUGCCCUACACAGUAUACAAGUCGUAUAAUUACAAGUUAGCAUACUUAAAAUGACAAAAGUCAAAUGUAAGAGCCUAGUCCAUACAUUUGUCUAGGUUCUUUAUGGUCAGAUUUGUAAUUACUCAGUAUGUGCCAAUGAAGAGUCAUAUUAUUGUUACUUUGUUACAGUUCAUUUUUCAAAUGCUGCUCUCUAUGCCGUUAUGCAUCUGAAAACACUAAAGUUUGGGCGGAAAUUAGAUAAAAAGUUUUGUCAUUUGGCAUGGCAGGCUGAAAAUGGGGAUGUAGUUUUAGAUGUGAUUUAGCUGUACCUAUUUUUGAUAGAACAAAGCCCCACUCAGCACGUUGUUGAUGUUGAAUACUGAUUACGUGUAGAUUAAUGAUGCUAACUUAUUCAUUUCUUCUCACAGAGAAGAGUACUGUACAGCAAGUGUCCUGUGAUAGUAAUAGCACAUCCUGUAAUGUGAUUGCACUUUUAGCUUAAGAGUAGAGGGGAGUCAGCUCGAAGAGUAGAUUGGGCAUCCUGACGUCCUGAUAGUUUUAGGAUUAUCUAACAUGUAUAUGGACAAAGUUAAGGGAGCAAUAAGCAGUGUUUAACCUCAUAUAAAGCAUUAAUAUAAUCUAAAUAGGUAUUAGUAUUAUUUCAUUUUAUUUAGUAGGCAGUGGCCUACAAAUGGUAGGAAAUGACCUUCGCUUGCAAGUGAUCAUGUAGGUUACAUUCUGUCCUGAUGUGACUGUAGAUCGUAACACUAUGGACAGCCUUACUACUUGCAUGAGUAUAACACAGAAGGGUUACUUAUUGCUUGGUUAUCUCAUAUAUUAUUUCUAUGUACCCUUGAUUUAACUUAUGCAUAAUCUUUGAACAAGACAGUAAAAACUGAGUAGUUCUUGAUAGUCUGGUGGUAGAUUACAGUACACAGGAUAUUCCAAUGACAUUCAAACCACUUUAAGCAGUUUCUAAACCUGAGCCAGUUUAAUACAGUGCAGUUGAGUAAAGUGCCCUUACUGUACUACCACUGCCGCUGCCAUUCUAACUGACCGCUAGCAUUAGAUAUUAUAUAGUAAUUUAUACUCAAUAUCUUACAGUACUUAUCUGUACAAUAUCUUGUACAGGAUACAGUAGUUUACCUUCGUAUGUGCAUUUUAUGCAUGUACAAUAUCUAAUUAUAUGGGGCCUUGUACUGUAUAUACAUUGGCAGUUAAAAUAAAUUGCAAAAAUAACACACUUCAUAAAUUUCAUGCUUGAAAUAACCAACAUUAUCUCUUUUCAGUUUAAAUUUCUUUCACACCUCCAGAUCCCAGACAAUGGAGACCAGAAGGCUGAGACCAUGUGUGUCAUUGCUUUAAUUUUGCAUUCUAAUUUAAAACAAGUUAUAUUAACAGUAUAAUCAUUUGAAUGAAACGUAAAAUCUUUGCAAUAUUUGCAUGAAUUUUAGAAUUCCUUAGAAUUUGAUGUCCCUCUUUUUCUUUAAUGACCGUGUGCACUUAUGGAUGAGUAGAUCGAAACCAUCUGAGAGUCUCAAUGGAAGGAAUCUGACCUUAUCUACAAAAUCCAAGAUUUUCAGUGAUCUCAGACUUUGGGACCCCACAGUAUGUAUCUACUGCUUUACUAUGUAGUGGUCUCAGACUUUGGGACCCCACAGUAUGUAUCUACUGCUUUACUAUGUAGUGGUCUCAGACUUUGGGACCCCACAGUAUGUACCUACUGCUUUACUAUGUAGUGGUCUCAGACUUUGGGACCCCACAGUAUGUACCUUCUGCUUUACUAUGUAGUGGUCUCAGACUUUGGGACCCCACAGUAUGUACCUUCUGCUUUACUAUGUAGUGGUCUCAGACUUUGGGACUCCAGAGUGUGUACCUACUGCUUCGCUGUAUAUUGGUCUCAGACUUUGAGACCCCAAAGUAUUUACCUACUGCUUUACUAUGUAGUGGUCUCAGACUUUGGGACUCCACAUUGUCUACCUACUGCUUUACUGUACAGCGGACUUAAGACUCCCUGUUUGGUUUCCUAGAGUUAUGUUCCUGCCGAGCUACAUGUCUGUUUGCUGCGUUCACUUCAUGUUUUCUAAUGAGCUAAAAAUACACAGUCAGAGCCAUGGUGCUAUACUGUGUGCAUUCUAGUGUUAGGAUUUUUGCUUUUACUGGUUGAUGGAGUUUUGUUCAAAGCCAGGAAUCCUCUUGGAUGAUUAAAACAAAUGAUCAUAGAAAACCCUUUUGUUCCAACACUGAAUAGAUUUAUUUAAGACAAACAUGGUUAUUAACUGAAGUCCCCACAGUUUAUGCUGAUAUGUAAUCAUAUGCCUGUUGUGUAUUGUAGCUAAUGCUCAGGGUCCCUUUUCUCAUGCUGUCAGUUUGUGACAUAUCAUGUUCAUUUUGAACAAAUUAUUGCCACAUCGUUAGUCUGCGUUUCACUUCAGUUGUUAUGACGCUGUAUAAACAUGUUCCUUUUUUAUUUCACUCUGUGCAUUGCUUUCAAGGUUGUGUUUGAUGACUAUGCCUUAAAUUUUACUGGUUAGAUUUCUUGAUUGACAGUACUCAUUUUAUGUUUGAUGGAGUCUGAAUAGUUAAAAAAAAAACACUCUUCCACAUAAAGUCUAUAGAGUUUUUAGGUUAUAAUGAUAAGUGAUGCGAUGCAGACAGAUGAUGAUCUCCCUUCAGAUUCUACUGUAAAAAUAAAUCACUUUUUUUCCUGCUGCUUCUGUCCCAGUAAACCCAGCUUUAUUCUGGCAACUCCUCUCUGCAGGGGACCUUUCCUUCUUGUAGGUUACAGUUCAUGCACAUUCAUGAGAAGGCUUGUUAGUAAUACAAAUGGAUGAAUAUAUAAUCUAGAAUAAAUGACAACCAUUUACUAUGCAAACGUGUACAGUGCUGCAUGCUGACGCUUUACCUCCCUCUGCAACCUAGCAGCUUCAUUGGAGUUCUGUUGAAAUUGUGGUUUUAUUAUUUUCGUGAAGGUUGACGUUCGAGGCCAAUGCAACAGUGCAUGCAUUCAGUUCCAUUUCGAUGAAUCAAAUGAAAGGAAAAUGGUACGUUUUCGGAGAGGGUGGGGAAAUAUCUAUGUAAAGAAAAAACAAAAUGAUCAAAUGAAUUGAGCUGCAUUUGUUAUCGUUUUCUUUUGUAAAAUAAAUUUGAGCCUAUAAGAUCUUA